Molecule: messenger RNA, 6740 nt
Organism: Anopheles merus
Lineage: Eukaryota; Metazoa; Arthropoda; Insecta; Diptera; Culicidae
Gene: Pgant9
Product: putative polypeptide N-acetylgalactosaminyltransferase 9
Exons: 11
Coding region: 1303-3360 (685 amino acids)
Cellular component (GO): Golgi apparatus
Source: RefSeq, a predicted model, not a curated record
CUCGCUCCAUGAUGACCGUAACACACAACACAUCACAGGUCGACGUCGAUGUUUUACGGCAUUUGAAAUGGUACAAGACAGACCCCAUUAGGGACGGUUCUGGACGGGGCAGUAACUCCUUGGAAUGUCUGUACCUUGCCGGAGGCCGUCCGGUCGCCUAUCGACUGCCAUUGCAAGUGGUAAAUGAGUCGGCUCUCCCGGAGCUCUCGGAACAGUAAAAACGCAUUUGUCUCGGCGACAGCCUGUUUCGUGUGCGUGUGUGUGUGUGUCUGUUAUCGUUAUCAGCAACCAGGCUAGUCGCUAGUCUACGCGGUACCAUGUGCGGGAGGAUGGGACGCAUUGCAAGCGAAACACUUGCGACGCGUGGAGGGUAGCGUUGUUAGUUUAGUGACGAGUGUACAACGUGGAGCAGUGGUGUACUCUCCACGCCAUAGAACGUGUACCCAGUUUGCUUCUUCGGGCCCCGGCGAGUGAUAGCGAACAGAGGCCAUCUUCGUAAGCGAGCGUGGUAAGAUAACAGCUGGUGUAACAACGGCUCCAGCAACGUGGAGUGCCUUGGUUGGAAGAGAAAUUACUGAUAUUUCCACAGGCACAGCAUCUGGACGUGCGGUGCGGCUUUUGGGAUGGGAAUUGCGAGAAAGUAAAGGCGUACGAAGAAAAGAAAAAAAAAUACACGGAAAGGUUGUGAAUAGCAAACGAAGAAAACGAAGAAUAAAAUGUUACAACGUUGAUGGUGAAGCAGGAAGAGACCACUCUAGGAGUACUCGAAAGCGGCGCAGUAUCAGUGGAGUGGAAUUAGUGGCUCAGUUAGUGACGCAAACAAAAAAAAACGGAAGCAUUUCCCAGGAACAUCCCAACCGCAGCCACGCACAUGUGCCAGCGAAAUUGCCCGAUUUAAUUCAACAAAAGAAAUUGUGAAACAUAUCAACACACACAAACACAUCACGCGCAACCGAUGCAUCAUCAAUUGUAAUUGUAAGGAGGAAAACGGCAUUUUGGCACAGUUUGGUGCUAAUUUUAUGCGACGCAAACUUGACGAAAGGUUCGGUAUUUACUCAGCCAACGAGCCAACAUCAAAGGCUUGGUACCGUCCGUGGCGGGCGUUGUCUGAGGCGCACGGACAGCGAUACGGAGCGAUGUGCCGCAGGUGAUCGUACGUUGAUAGAAACGUAACACUCGAUCACUGUCUUCAACAAAAACGCUUCAGGAAUAAUUCGCGAGGAAGCCGCUUCUAACACAUAUCGUACGGUACAGGCGAUUUACUUACAUUUAGCCCGGAAAGCACUGCCAGCAACAACAAAAAUGGCGCUGCUUGGUAGACGGAGAUCGUCCUUCCUGAAGCUGGCCGCCCUGUGCGGUGUCGUAUGGUUUAUGGCCGUGUUUGUGCUCUACUCGGACGAUGCGAAUAGGGCCGGCGGCCCGAGCGGCAGCGGUUCGGCGGCGAGCGGUGGCGGAGCGAUCGAGUACGAGACGCCGCGACGGCUGCCGCUGGAAGGCAUACGGAACAAGUUCAACCAGUUUAUGGAGAACGCACGGCUGGAUGCAAAUCGGCCGGAUCCGGCCGUGCCCGAGGUGGUGCCGGACGUGAACUUUGUCGAUCACAACCGGGUGGAGGACGGCGAUGAGGGGGAGGGAGGUGCGGGAGGCGUCGAUCCGGAUCUGGAUGAGCCGCCGGUGGUGAAGACGGUCAAGGAGCUGCCGUCGAAGCCGAGCCGGCCCCAGUCACACUCGCCGCCCGCCAGUGGUAACGGUGUCCCUGGUGCUCUCGCUUUGCCCGGCGUUAUCGCGCCCCCGAGCGACGGACCGGGCGAGCUGGGCAAGCCCGUGGUGCUGCCGAAAGAACUAACGCCGGAGGUGAAAAAGCUGGUCGAUGACGGAUGGGCCAAGAAUGCGUUCAACCAGUACGUGGCGGACAUGAUCUCGAUCCGCCGCACGCUGCCCGAUCCGCGCGACGCGUGGUGCAAGGAGCCGGACCGCUACAUGGACGAUCUGCCGCCGACGUCCGUCAUCAUCUGCUUCCACAACGAGGCGUGGUCGGUGCUGCUGCGCACCGUUCACUCGGUGCUCGACCGUUCGCCGGACCAGCUCGUGAAGGAGGUGAUACUGGUCGAUGAUUUCUCCGACAUGCCUCACACCCAGAAGCAGCUGGAGGACUAUUUCCUCGCCUAUCCGAAGGUGAAGAUCGUGCGUGCUGCCAAACGCGAGGGUCUCAUUCGUGCCCGUCUGCUCGGUGCUCGACAUGCGACGGCACCAGUCCUAACAUAUCUUGACUCUCACUGCGAAUGUACUGUCGGAUGGCUGGAGCCGUUGCUUGAUCGUAUCGCCCGCAACUCGACGACGGUCGUCUGUCCCGUGAUCGACGUGAUCGACGACAACACGAUGGAGUAUCACUACCGCGACUCGGGCGGUGUGAAUGUCGGUGGUUUCGAUUGGAACCUGCAGUUCAAUUGGCACGCCGUGCCGGAACGGGAGAAGCGCAAGCACAAGAGCCCAGCGGAGCCCGUUUGGUCACCAACGAUGGCGGGCGGCCUGUUUGCGAUCGAUCGUGUAUUCUUCGAGCGGCUCGGCACGUACGACUCCGGGUUCGACAUCUGGGGCGGUGAAAACUUGGAGCUCUCCUUCAAGACGUGGAUGUGUGGCGGUUCGCUCGAGAUUGUGCCUUGUUCGCACGUUGGACACAUUUUCCGGAAACGCUCACCGUACAAGUGGCGAACGGGUGUGAAUGUGAUCAAGCGCAACUCGGUCCGGCUGGCGGAGGUGUGGAUGGAUGAGUACGCACAGUACUACUACCAGCGCAUUGGUAACGAUAAGGGUGAUUACGGUGAUGUAAGCUCGCGCAAGAAGCUGCGCGAAGAGCUCGGCUGCAAGUCGUUCCGGUGGUACCUGGACAACAUCUAUCCGGAGCUGUUCGUGCCCGGCGAUGCCGUUGCUUCGGGCGAGGUAAGAAACAUGGGUUACGGUAACCGAACCUGUCUCGAUGCGCCGGGCGGCAAGCGGAACCUGCGGAAACCGGUCGGACUCUACCCGUGCCACAAUCAGGGUGGCAAUCAAGGCUUGUUGGGCGCUCCCGAUCAACACAUGUUCUCCCGUUACUGGAUGCUGAGCAAAACGGGCGAGAUCCGGCGGGAUGAGGCGUGCCUUGACUACGCGGGCGAUGACGUGGUGCUGUACCCGUGCCACGGUUCCCGGGGCAAUCAGUACUGGAACUACUCGGACCAGUCGCACCUGCUGCGCCACGGCUCGUCCGACAGGUGUUUGGCGAUCAACGAGGCGAAGAACAAGCUGAUCAUGCAAGACUGUAAUGCGGCCGUCGAGGCCCAGCGGUGGUCCUUCCAGAACUACGACGCCAGCAAGCUGUGAGGAGGGGCAGGAGAGGCACACGACUAAGCUCCUUCGGUGCUGUCACCGAAGUCCUCAGCAGAAAGGUGGGGAGAGAGAAAAAGAACUUCCGGUUCCUCAAGCACUAUCGCCAGCAACUUGGAGCUAUCUCAGGAGCUAAUUUCAGGAUUUGCACCAUGAGUCUGACACAAGACUCUCUCCCUUUCUCCUUCCAAACCAUGGGCCUAGUUCCAGGGAAAUCACACACAGACAACACACGCAGCAUUCCUUUCUUCGUAUGCUUCCUUCAAUCAAUUCCAACCACAUUUACAAUCCCGGGGUCGGGUCGUCGCGACGAGCGAAUCAGCGAAGGAGCGUUUAGGAUUGAUUUUUAAUUAAUGUGAUGUUUUUUUUUUAUAUACAUAACUAUGUUAGGGCAAAACAUUGCGGGAUAGAAGCAUACAAAAGCCCGUGCUCAACUUGCCAAGUUUGUGCGAGAAAAAAAAAACCCCCGUUCUAAAGGGCAACGCGUGUGAGUGAAAAUGAGUUUGUUUCCCCUUCUGUUGUACAUAUUUAAGUAGGCAUCGAUGGAUCGCGGCAGAAGCGAAAGCCGACUUGAGAGUCUUUUAUUCCAAGUAUAGCAAGGCACUUUGCACUUGUUUGGUGUGUGUUUCUGUUUGUUUUUUUUUGUGUAAUUGUUUUAGAUACUUUUGCUGAUUUUGCAUUCCGCAACAAUUUUCUUCCACUAUCGUAUAGUUGUUAGACUUUUAGUUUGUAAGGUCCUAGAGUGAAUUCACCCUCUCGGAUACGUUUUAUUUAAUGUAUAACCUAAUUUGUUUCCCCUUUUUUUUUGUUUGUUUGUUAGUUAGCAGAAACACUUGCAUGUGACUACAAAAUUUAAAAAAAAAACACACAUUAUGUGACUGCCAUAAAAAAAGAAAGUAAACUGCAGAGGGAACGCAAAACUCCCUGCUAGCAAUAGAAAGCGCACGAAUACGAAAUGGCGCAAAGUGUGCAAUUGAACGCGAGAGAACAGCAGUGGGAUUGUCCCAGCGGAAACGGAAUAGUUUAAUAGUAGUGAAGAAGAAGAAGAAUAGUGGAAUGUUUGAAGAAUGGCAAGGUGAAGCUCCAGCUCCUAGCAAGAACAGACACAAUGCAAACAAUCGUCAAGACUUAGGUACAGAAAGAUUUCAAACACUGGUUGAGAAAAAAAAACUACAAAAACACACAUUAAUGAACCAAUUCUCAAUGAAUGCAACAAUUGCACAACAACAACAACAACAAAACAGGGCAAAUCAACUACAGACCGAUCGAAAGACAAUCUUUACAAGAAAAUGCAUACAAAACUCCAACACUACGAAACAGUACCAGCAGCAAACGACACCAUACUGAUCCACUGGGCUUGUGGUAGGUGAAUUCAUUGUUCUUCACAGCUUCCGAGGAAGUACAACAAAUUUGCUCAAAAUUAACAGAAAUAAUAGAGUUUCUUUCCAUUUCAUGCUACUACUCGUUUGUACAGAUGAAGAAGAAGAAAAGAUAAGCCGUUUCAAGAGAAAAUGUUAAGGAAUGUGUCAGAAGGGAAGAUAAAACAAGUAGAAAAGAGUAGGAGAGUGAUUUAUUUUAUGUAAAAUACACACACAUAUCAAAGAGGAGGGAUAAAUGCAAAUGAAUGAACCCAACAUCUCCUCAAAAGCUGACGAUCGUGAAGCCGUAAAACGACAACCAUUCCAAUGUUUUUAAAACGUAACCCCCCCAAUAUCGAACGAUUAAUUAAACCCUUCGUUAGUAGUAGAGCCUCGUCUCACACACGUGCUCGUCACAUAUCGUCAAAUUACGACAAACAGUAGAAGAGAGAAAACGAACCUCCUGUAUAUCAAUGUUAACUCCCCUGCAAAACCGAACGAACUUCUCUCCCAUCAUCAUUCCUCAACCAAUCAUAUCGAGAUUGGGUCUCGUUUUAUAGAAUGAACCGUUUAGCAAUAAUCAAUCAACGAACGAAGCUGCUGCAACAAAACAAACUCUUCCAUGGAUCCAUAUCCUUAUACACCCGACACCUUGUGUGGUUUGUUUUUAUUUACAUCCUACGAUGUAGUUUUGGGGUCGAAAUAGUUACACAAACUUUACAAUGUUUCUUUUUCCUUCUAAAAAGAAAGAAGCGUUAUCAAACUGUUAGUUUUGCGUCCAGUUAUCCUGCUCUGUAGUAUUGUUCAGCUGCAUGAGAAGCACGUGUGUGUGUGUAUGUGUAUGUGUGCAGUACAGUUAGAUGUGUAAAAACCCCAACAAAACCGACACAUAGCAAACUAUAUGAAAAGCGAAGAAACGAGCCCGUUUCUCUACAUGUGCCUUUUUAAAAUUCAUGCAUUACGCACCUACAAGUGGGGCAGUGAACAGACUAGACAGAUACUACUCUAUCGGAAUGCGUCUGGGGGGCGGUGCAACCUUAUCUCUGUAGUCUCUUUGCCACCCAACCCCCUACCCAAGCAAAAGGGAAGAGAAAGCGGUACGAGCAGUAAAUGGUUUCCAUGUGCAAUUGCGUGCAAUGAUACAAUUCCUUCUCUCGGUAGACUUCCAGCACACGGUGAAGCAUGUGUGUAUGUGUGUGUGUGUGAGAGCAUGUAUGUAUGUGUGUGUACGUGUGUGUGUGUGUGUGGGUUGAAAGACCGAUUAGCUCAUAUGUAUGUAUAGAUGAUAUAUUGAACGUAUUUUUUAGUUUGAUCUUGUACACGGAACGAAACAGUAUGGCAUUGCGUUCUACGGUAUCAUUGAGGCAAUUGUACUUUAAUAGGAACUGAACCGAGAGGAAAAGGAGGUGGAACUUUCCUAAAAAAAACACAAAACAAAACCAGCGAUAAUAUGAAGAAAGUAAGCGCGUCGAAAAAUGAACGGAAACCUCUUCCCCACAUUGUAAAUAGUUAAGUAUGAUGCGAAAAAAAAACUUAUAAAACAUACACACAUCAACAAAAAAAGUAAAGUAAACCUGUAAUCAACAACGUAUAAACAAACAAAAAGAAGAAGUAAAAACAUACACAUAUCUUUUACGAAAACAAACCCCACUGCAGCAACAGACGGGUUGAGGAUGAAGAAACUGCAUAAAACAUCGAUUUAUCUAAUAUUCAAUCACAAAAUGAUGUUUUUUUUAUAGAAGGCAACGCAUUGGGGCUGCCCUAAACACACAUCACAACUCCUUUCUAGGCGUGAUCAUUUGUGCGGCUCGAUGCUACUGAAAACCUAUCGCUUUUUCACUAGACGGGGGGAAAAUUACUAUUCAUUCCCAGCAGAAACACACGAACAUGAUGAAACCUUUUUGUAAAUCAUUACUUAAGACAACGGAAAGUACAUCGAAAACAAGACGAGUGAAACGAAUCACACAGCUUAGGCAACAGGCGUGAAAGGCGUGGGCAAACAAGUGAAAGCCAAAUGGU